This is a messenger RNA of Danio rerio (zebrafish), 3485 nucleotides long. Lineage: Eukaryota; Metazoa; Chordata; Actinopteri; Cypriniformes; Danionidae. The record is from RefSeq and is a predicted model, not a curated record.
GUCUCAACAUACACAUACAAGAGACAUAAGUCAAAUCUGUUGCUGCCCGUCCCAGAAAACCACCAUCAGCAUCCUGCCGGACAUACAAGAGGCUAAACCAUGAUCAAGCGCAAGCUGAGCUUCAAGUGGUUUGGUAGCCUCACAAACCUCCGGCGGAAAUCAGAUGCGCAGAAAGAUGACGAAUCAGUCAAAGAAAUGUCCACCGACGACAUGGGCAUGCAUCCACGAAGCCCGAGCUAUGCCACCUCUAGUGAAAUGUACACACACAUGGGCACCAUGCCGCGCCAUUCUAAGAAGGACAAAAACUCGAAAAAGAGCAAGACCAAAGACAAGGCCAACCUCACUCGGAGCCAAAGCUUGAGACCAGACCAUGUGGUUGAAUCUCCUCUCCUUAGUAUGCUUUCUGGAAAGGGGCUGGAGGUUCUGGAAAACCCCAUUAUUGAAGACAAGACGGCUUACAUCCAGAAUCGAGACCUUCCACCUCCUCCAUGUGUGGAUGGACACUCAACAAGGCUGGAAGAUGAAAAUAAGAAGCUUGAAGUAAACUUCAAACAUGUUGAUGCAUCGAAUGCAUGUCUGGGAGCUUCAAUAGAACUAUGCGUGAGCCAAGAGUCAACGGUCCAGCCAGUGUUGCCCAAGAAGAGACUUAAAGAAGGAGACAAACUGAUGAAGGACACUGAGGAGCUCAAGGAGGACAAUAACUUGAUCCAGUUGCCUCAGAAGACUGGCAACCAGAUGGAGAAGAAGAUAGCAGUAGAAGAAGAUGCUAAUAUAGUGUGGAACUAUAAACUUGACGGCCAAGAAGAGAAGGAGUUAAACAGUGAACUGGACAUCACAGAAAACCAGGGAGAAUAUGUGGAGUUCUCCAAGGAGAAGUACCUGCUGGAGUCUCCUCCAGAGAAACUCAGGAAGGAGCUGGAGGAGGAACUCAAACUCAGCAGCAGUGACAUGAGGAGCCACGGCUGGUACCAUGGCCAUAUUCCACGAGAGGCCUCUGAAACCUUGGUCCUACGCAGCGGCGACUUCCUAGUACGGGACUCCUUGUCAACAGUGGGCGACUAUGUCCUGACCUGUCGCUGGCAGCAAGAAGUGAUACACUGUCGGAUCAGUAAAGUCCUGGUCAAAAGCGGACAAACUAAAAUCCAGUACAUGCUGGAGAAUGAGAGCUUCGAUUCUGUCCCCACGCUGGUAAGGCACCACGCUGGUACAGGUCGAGCAGUGUGUCCACGAACAGGAGCCCAGCUGCUGUGUCCGGUGAACCGAACGCUGCCACUGAGGUACCUGGAGGCCACGUUUGCUUUAGCUGGAGGAAGACCUGGAUCUGCAUAUUCACCAUCUGCCCAGAGGGGGGCGCAUAUCAAAAGACGCAGUGUUACUAUGACAGAUGGACUCACGACAGAGAAGAUCAUUCCUCACAGUGCCGCCCAGCCUACACAGCCAGAUGAGCCUCAGACAGUCGAGCCAGAGGUGAAACCAGCGGAGGGCAACAGCUGCCCUUCCACAGUGCACCAUAAGGAUGCCAUGAGGAACUGUGCCAUGAGUAUGGAUCAGAUCCAAGAGUACCGCUGUCCACUGUCCCCUGUGGGGGAAACACCUCAAUCCCCUGCCUACAGCGCCAUCUCCCGCCACAGACAUGGUUCAGGUGGACGUGUGCUUGCCGUCAUCCCGCCUUCUCCAGUGAUGAGGCGCUCCAGCGAUCCCCACCUUUCGCCAUCCUCCUCCAAUAACAACAUUCCCUGCUCAGAAACGGGCCCUAGCACUUACUCCACACCUGCUCAUGGGUACCAAUCUGAGAGUUUAGAGCAAGGCGGCAGCUACUGUGAGCUGAGACCCGGACAAGCCCCCAUUCCUCCCUGCAAGAGCUACGUAGAGAGGUUGAAGGUGGAGGAGGGCCAAAGCCUGGGCUCUGGAGCUCCAGACGGAGUGGAGGGCUUCAUGCUCCCCCUGGUGGAGACUAGUUCAUCCUUCAAACCAGGGAAAUACCAGUCGACUCUUCUGCCACCUGAAAAUAAACCUCUGGAGAUGAGCGUGUUGAAGAGGGUGAAGGAGCUUCUGGCGGAGGUGGAUCCCAAAACGGCCGCCAAGCACAUCACCAAGGCUGACUGCACGGUUGCUAGGAUACUGGGCGUUACCAAGGAGAUGCAGAGGAUGAUGGGAGUGAGCUCAGGGCUGGAGCAGCUGACUCUUCCUCAUGGACAUCAGUUGAGGCUGGAUCUGCUGGAGAGGUUUUACACCAUGUCAAUAAUGAUGGCGGUGGAUCUGUUAGGCUGUACAGGCAGCACGGAGGAGAGGGCAGCCCUUCUGCAUAAAACUAUCCAGCUGGCUGCUGAACUCAAGAGCAACAUGGGUAACAUGUACGGAUUUGCUGCGGUCAUGAGAGCCCUGGAGCUGCCGCAGAUCUCUCGACUGGAGCAGACGUGGAUGACACUGCGACAGAGACACACAGAAGGAGCCAUUCUCUAUGAGAAAAAACUCAAGCCAUUUCUGAAGGCCAUGAAUGACGGCAAAGAGACGUGUGUGCUGUCGAGUACGUGUUUCCCUCAUGUGGUGCCAGUCUUGUCUCUGCUGGAGCGCAGUGUGGCAGCAGGAGAGGCUCUGGAGAGCUGGGAGAGUGUGGAGUCUGGUGUGGAUGUGGUCAUGAGUCACUUGGAGGCAGCCAGAACCAUCGCUCACCAUGGAGGACUGUACCGCACCAAUGCAGAGAGCAAACUUCAGGAUUUCCAGGAGCGAAAGGAGGUGUUGGAGAUCUUCUGUACAGAGUUUCAGAUGAGGCUUUUAUGGGGCAGUCGUGGCUCUGAAGGCAGUCAAACGGAGCGUUAUGAGAAAUUCGAUAAAGUCCUCACCGCUCUAUCCCACAAGCUCGAACCUCCUGUACGACACAGUGAAUUAUAGCACCACCCACAAUCCACAAAUGGUAUGACCCUUCACCUGUCUGUGGCUCCUACUCCUGGACUGUACCAUUACGCUUUUCGUGGUGGAGAAUAUGAGGGACUCACUUUGCAAAACAAGGCACAAAAGGGCACAGGCUUUAUGCGAGCAUGAUCGUGCCCCCUGAAGGACACAGAUGUGAACUGCAGCAAUGGAAUAAAAUAAAUCUAAAGCCAAAAUUCUUUCUUCAGUGGCGACCACUUUCUUUGUAGAAGGAGAGAAUGUGACGAAGUCCAAGUUGACUUUAACCCAAAUGGGCCUGAAUCCUGUUUUAUGUGAAUUUAUGAGUUCUAAUCAGUGUUUGUUACUUGUAAAGGGGACGAGUCUCUGUACCGGAGAUGAGACUGCUUUGACGUUUCAUAGUCACGACUUUUUGCUGGAAUAGACUGAAUACACACUCACUUGUCAGAUGUCUGAAUGUAAGUUGCCAAAUCAUGAAUUCAAACGGAUAUCUGCUGGAUAAAGAGUCUUAUUUUUAUGCUCAUUAUUUUGCAUUUCGCUUAUGUUUAUUUUCUGUUUUGUCAUGGCUUUAUUGAUAAAAAUGGAAUUGGGCUUUC